This is a messenger RNA of Nyctereutes procyonoides (raccoon dog), 1858 nucleotides long. RefSeq names its product plasminogen activator inhibitor 2-like. NCBI's taxonomy places the organism in Eukaryota, Metazoa, Chordata, Mammalia, Carnivora, Canidae. Bases 60 to 1310 code for a protein of 416 amino acids. The transcript has 8 exons. Gene Ontology annotation, biological process: negative regulation of endopeptidase activity. Gene Ontology annotation, molecular function: serine-type endopeptidase inhibitor activity. The record is from RefSeq and is a predicted model, not a curated record.
CAGCUCUCUGAGGACGGUUUCUUGUCAGCAGCGCCUCUGGGAAUAACCAGAUUGAAACAAUGGAAGACCUUUAUGUGGCAAACACCAUCUUCGCCCUCAAUAUUUUUAAGCAUCUGGCAAAUACUAGUGCCACCCCGAAUCUCUUCUUCUCUCCAUGGAGCAUCUCAUCCACCAUAGCCAUGGUCUACCUGGGUGCCAGGGGAAAAACUGCAGACCAGAUGGCCAAGGUGUUUCAGUUUGACAAAGUUGGAGCCCCUGAGACCCCCGUGACCCCAGAAAACCUUACAGGUUGUGAACUCAUGCAGCAGAUCCAGAAGAGCCCUUAUCCUGAGGCUAUUUCGCAGGCCCAAGCGGGAGCCGCACUCCACUCCGCCUUCAGCUCCCUCAGCGCCGCAGUCAGCGCAGCCUCAGGGGAGUACUUACUGGAGAGCGUCAACAAGCUGUUCGGAGAGAAGACUGCGAGGUUCAAGGAAGAAUAUAUGCGACUCUCCAAGAAAUACUACUCCGCAGAACCCCAGGCAGUGGAUUUCCUAGAAUGUGCUGAAGAAACCAGAAAAAAGAUUAAUUCCUGGGUCAAGACUCAAACCAAAGGCAAAAUCCCAGACUUGUUACCUGAAGGUUCUGUAGAUGGGGACACCAAGAUGGUCCUGGUGAAUGCUGUCUACUUCAAAGGAAAAUGGAAGACUCCAUUUGAGAAGAAAUUAAAUGGACUUUAUCCUUUCCGUGUGAACGCGACUCAGCGCGUUCCUGUACAGAUGAUGUACUUGCAUGCAGACCUGAACAUUGGAUACAUAGGGGACCUGAAGACUCAGAUUCUAGAACUCCCAUAUGCUGGAAACAUCAGCAUGUUCUUGUUGCUUCCAGACGAAAUUGCUGAUGUGUCCACUGGCUUGGAGUUGCUGGAAAGUGAAAUAACCUAUGACAAAUUCAUUAAGUGGACCAGCAAAGACACGAUGGCCGAAGAUAAUGUGGAGGUGUACCUCCCCCAGUUCAAAUUAGAGGAGCACUAUGAACUCAGAUCCAUUCUCAGGAACAUGGGCAUGGAGGAAGCCUUCAGCCAAGGCCAGGCCAAUUUCUCAGGAAUGUCCAACACAAAUGACCUGUUUCUGUCCCAAGUGUUCCAUCAAGCCACAGUUGAUGUGAACGAGGAGGGCACGGAAGCAGCUGCUGGCACUGGGGCCACUCUGUCAGGGAGAACUGGCCACGGAGGCCCACAGUUUGUGGCAGACCAUCCUUUCCUCUUCCUUAUCAUGCACAAAAUCACCAAGAGCAUCCUCUUUUUUGGCAGGCUUGUCUCACCCCAAAAUUGAAAAGUUCUGUUUCUGCACAGGAUUUUGUAGUAUGAGCUGUAAGUCUCAGAAUUGCAAUGAGUGCCAAAAAUUUAGAGACUUUUUUCCUACACAUUUCUGCUCUUUUCUGAAUAACUUCUACUACACAAUGAUAAGUACAGAAAUAACUAGACAACUAUCCACCUUAGCAUUGCAAAGCUGACUAAUCAUUUGUUCUCGUAAGUAGAAGGAUGUCCCAGUUAAGUCUUCCUUACUAUGGGUUUAUUUUAUAGCAUUAACUUUAACUGUAUUAUUUAUUAUUUUAUAUAAUGGUUUUAAUUAUUGUUCACUGUCAGUUUUAUGUAACUGAUAUAGUUACAGAAGCGAGUGAUCAGUUAUUUUUCUAAAAUAUGCAUUUACUUGUUUGUAUAAUGAGGGAUGAGUAGUUGCUCUUCCAUGCCCUUUUAUAAUAAAUACUUAGAAGAAAGCAUUGAAAUAUAUGUGUAUUUUUAGCAUUAUUAUUACAUAGAUGUGUCUAUAACUAAUGUAAAAUUGCAAAUAUAUAUAAAAAUAAACAUGUUUCCAUGCAA